Molecule: messenger RNA, 1953 nt
Organism: Nannospalax galili (Upper Galilee mountains blind mole rat)
Lineage: Eukaryota; Metazoa; Chordata; Mammalia; Rodentia; Spalacidae
Gene: Cxcl16
Product: C-X-C motif chemokine ligand 16
Exons: 5
Coding region: 395-1141 (248 amino acids)
Biological process (GO): response to tumor necrosis factor; receptor-mediated endocytosis; T cell chemotaxis
Molecular function (GO): chemokine activity; scavenger receptor activity; low-density lipoprotein particle receptor activity
Source: RefSeq, a predicted model, not a curated record
CCCGCACAGAGGGCUGAUAUCCCUGAACCCGGCCGGGUCAUCCUUCCGGGGCCACUGCCUGCCCGCCUACUAGAGUGGCCCGAGUUUCUUUCGGUUUUGUCCGAUAGUCUGGGCUGCCCCUCGACCGACGGACUGGCGUGGGGUGAAGGAGCUCCGCCCUCGGGGGGUUCCUCGCCGUGGGAGGCGGGCGCGGCGCGGGCUCCCCGCCACGGACGGUCGGUUCGGGAGGCGCGAGCCCGGUGAACGAGGCACUGCCACCUCGCGCCCACUCCCCGGCGGAGCUGGGCAUCGCGGCCACCGCCACCUGCAGAACCUCCGGCUGGCGGGUGAGGAAGCGAAAGCAAUCGACGUCGCUGGGUGGCCUUGUGCCCUGCAAACUCUGCAGAGCCCGGCGAUGGGGCCGGGCUGGGGACUCGCGCUCCCCGUGCUCUUCGUGCUGGCGCUGCUGACCCAGUCAGGUGAUGGCAACGAGGGCAGUACCACGGGAAGUUGUGUGUGUCUUAGCAGAUUUCAUGGCACCCUCUCACCGAAUAAAAUGGCUUAUCUCCGAAAACACCUGAAAGUAUACAAUCGCUGUCAGGGCUACAUCAGGUUCCAGGUAAAGGCCCAGAGUGUGUGUGGGAGCAACAGAGACCCGUGGGUUCUUGAUUUGGUGAGCUGCUUUGAUCGCAAAGAGUGUGGAUAUGAUCACUGGAAGAGUUCCCAUCACCAGGGGCAUUUGCUCCCUUCCAGCACCCAGCUUUCUGAGCUCACAGAGGAGGCACUUCCGGAUAUGAGCAGCCCUGCAGAGAUUUUGAGUACCCAACAACCCACCCUUCCCUCAGGAGAAAUGUCUUUGGACAAAGAGCUCACCCACACCCACCUCAGGGAAACCACCACUAUCAUUUCUGGCCAUAGUCUAGAAGCUGGGUCUGACGCCAGGGCCAAUGAGCAACAGAAGGAAGAUAAACAGCAGGAAAAAAAGUCAGGAGCUGCAGCAGGAACAUCAGCCAUGGUGUCAGUGCUGUCCCUCAUGGCCAUCGUCUUCCUCCUCACCAUAGUCCUUGUCUAUGUGUUGUGCCAGAGAAGGAAACAGUCACAACAGAACUUUCCAGAUAUACAGUUCUAUUAUACACCUGUGACACAAGACUACAAUACCUGAACCAAGAAUGGAAGCUCAUGAGAACUGACUUGGAUAGUGAGCAAUCAGGGUGUUGUGCAGGCUGGGCAAGCUCUACCAAUGAACUAAUCCUCAGCCCAGGCUUUAAGAAUUUUUUUUGAGACACGCAGCCCUAGCCAGCCUUCAAUUUACAGAGAUCCAUCUGCCUCUGCUUCUGUUUCUGCCUCUGCCUGCUCAGUGCUGGGAUUAAAGGCAUACACCACCACACUCAGCCAACCCAGGCUUUUUUUUUUUUUUAAUUUUUAGUUUUGAGACCAAGUAUUUUUAUGUAAUCUAGGGUGAUUUUGAAUUCUUGAUUCUUCUGCCCCCCACCUCCUAGGCUCUGAGAUGGUAUGCUACCAUAUCUGCUUUGAUUCUGUAUCUAAUGUAAAAUUCUUUUGAGUUUUUUUUAUUAUUAUACUUGAGACCAGGCUUACUUCAAAUGCAGAAAUCUGCCUGCCUUUGCCUCUUGAAUGCUGAGAUUAAAGGGUGUUCUUACCAUGGCCUGCCCUUUUUUGCCAGGGUCUCAUGUCAUCUAAGCUUGACUCCCAGUGUCUGAGGAUGACUCCUCUACAGGGCUGGUAUUACAGACUUGCUAAUUAGUAGCUCCACUGGCCUUAGUCCCUUCACAUCUAAAAUUUAUGGUCUAUGGUCUGGAGGUGUAGCUCUGUGAUACGGUGUUUGCCUAGCAAGGGUCAAAUCUCAGCACUGCAACAAGUAAAUAAAUUUUAAAGUGUCUGGUUUUAUACUGUAUAACAAUAACUUGGACAAAUUCUAUUUGUAUUUAACUAUAAUACUAAAAAUUAUUUAUAGAA